Messenger RNA from Phodopus roborovskii (desert hamster), 659 nucleotides. RefSeq names its product gamma-glutamylamine cyclotransferase (gene Ggact). The record is from RefSeq and is a predicted model, not a curated record. Bases 31 to 480 code for a protein of 149 amino acids. The transcript has 2 exons. Gene Ontology annotation, molecular function: gamma-glutamylaminecyclotransferase activity. NCBI's taxonomy places the organism in Eukaryota, Metazoa, Chordata, Mammalia, Rodentia, Cricetidae.
CUCUUGGCCGGGUGCAGUGUCUGCAGCUACAUGGCCCACAUCUUCGUGUACGGCACUCUGAAACGAGGCCAGCCCAACCACAAAGUCAUGCUGGACCAGUCACAUGGCUCAGCGGUCUUUCAAGGCAGAGGCUGCACAGUUGAGUCCUUCCCACUGGUGAUUGCCGGAGAGCACAACAUACCAUGGCUGCUGCAUGUGCCAGGCAAGGGCCAUUCUGUGGCAGGUGAGAUCUACAAGGUGGACGAACAGAUGUUGAGAUUCCUGGAUGACUUUGAAGGCUGUCCCAACAUGUACCAGCGCAGAGCCCUCCAGGUGCGGGUGCUCGAGUGGGAGGGUGCUGGUGGCCCCGUGGAUAGCCUCCAGUGCUUUGUGUACAGCACAAUCACCUACCCACCUGAGUGGCUGCUUCUUCCCUACCAUAAAAGCUAUGAUUCCGAGGGCCCACAUGGGCUGCGCUACAACCCCCGGGAAAACAGAUGAGGGCCUCAUGCCCCAGAUGCUAACAGGAUAGAGGGAGCCCAGUGGCUGCCUAGCAGAGCUUUCCUGGCUCAACGUCUGUAAGACAUGUUGGCAAAAUAUCUGACACAAAUUUUGCAAAUACUCUAAUCUGAUGCUGCUUACUAUUAUUGCUUGCUAUGUGAAACACUCUGGUCCAAAGU